GAGGUUGGGCGAGAAAAUACGGGUCUUAACUUUGUAGACAUACUAACAUCGGUCUCAGUAUAACAUUAACGCAUACUCUGUGCGAGCUAUUCCGAUUGUCACAAGACUGUUACCGUUUUGAGCAAUGUUAAUGGUGACGGUAAAGAUUGUAGACAGUGUCAUUGCGAAGCAGACGAUAGGUUAGCUGUUGUUGUAACCAGUGAGGCGUGACGGCGCACAUGUCCUGGACUGGCGGUUGGAGGGAAGUGAUCAGUUGACAGAGAUUCGAGAAGACGACAGGACAUGGCAGGCAAAGCUGACACCCAUGGGCCCCUGAUAGGUGCUGUAGAUCAGGGAACUAGUAGCUCAAGGUUCCUGAUUUUUGCCAGCAAUUCAGCUGAAUUACUGACUUACCAUCAGAAAGAGACCAAGCAGGAGUAUCCCAAAGAAGGAUGGGUAGAACAAGAUCCCAUGGAAAUCUUGAAUACAGUGAAGGAAUGUAUUGAGAAAGCUGUGAAGAACCUGAAUGGGCUGGGAUUAUCAGUGGAUGAUAUCAAAGCCAUCGGGAUAACCAACCAAAGGGAGACAACUGUGGUGUGGGAUAAGCAAACUGGAGAACCUCUUCACAACGCUAUCAUAUGGCUGGACAUGAGGACGGCCUCUACAGUGGAGAAGCUCCUAAAGAAAACACCACAACAGGACAAGGAUUGUCUGCGGCCUUACUGCGGACUGCCGGUCUCCACAUACUUCAGUGCUGUCAAAGUGCGCUGGCUUCUGGACAACUGUCCCAAGGUCCAGCAGGCCAUGGAUGAGGACAGGUGCUUGUUUGGGACAGUUGACUCCUGGCUUCUCUGGAACCUGACGGGUGGGGUGAAUGGAGGCAAACACCUGACAGAUGUGACAAAUGCCAGCAGAACCAUGCUGAUGAAUAUUCAUGACCUCAAGUGGGACGAUCAUCUGUGCAGAUUUUUUGACAUUAAAAAGGAGAUGCUGCCUGAGAUUCGCAGUUCCUCAGAAAUCUACGGCUACAUGAGUGAUGGGGCUCUAACAGGCCUUCCCAUCUCAGGGAUAUUGGGUGACCAGCAGGCAGCUCUUGUGGGUCAGUCAUGUUUUAAACAGGGUCAAGCCAAAAACACGUAUGGAACAGGAUGUUUUCUUCUGUAUAACACAGGAACCCAGCCUGUAGAGUCUAACACUGGCCUACUGACCACUAUAGGCUACCAGCUGGGCAAAGACAAACCUGUUGUCUAUGCACUUGAGGGUGCCAUAGCUAUUGCUGGAGCAGCUGUACAGUGGCUGAGGGACAACCUAGGCAUCAUCAAUACAUCAGCAGAGAUAGAGACUCUAGCUGCCACAGUGGACUCCUGUGGUGACUGUUAUUUUGUACCUGCCUUCUCCGGCCUAUUCUGUCCAUACUGGCAAUUUGAUGCCAGGGGGAUCAUCUGUGGUCUGAGUCAGUACACAAACAAAGCUCACAUUGCCAGGGCAGCACUAGAGGCUGUUUGCUUUCAAACAAGGGAGUUGCUUGAGGCAAUGAACAAAGACAGUGGAAUCCCAAUGAAGUCAAUGAAAGUGGAUGGAGGAAUGACUCAGAAUGACCUGCUCAUGCAGUUACAGGCUGAUAUCCUGGGCAUUGGUGUAGUGCGUCCAUCCAUGCCAGAGACGACCGCACUUGGAGCAGCGAUGGCUGCUGGAUCAGCUGAGGGUGUAGGAGUUUGGGACAUCUCGUCCCAGUCAGAUAACCCCCUCACAACGGAUGACUUCACCCCAGCUGUCUCCUCCUCAGAUCGUGACAAGAGGUUUGUCAAGUGGAAGGCUGCGGUACAACGGUCAAUGCACUGGGCUGAGUCUGAACAGGAAGGUCCAGCAGCACCAGCAGAUGGUCACUGGAGAACUCUGGCUGGAGGGCUGUUCCUGUGGUCAUCCUUUGGACUGGUCAUUGCUGCCCACUUACUCAAGAACAGAUGACAUUCCCUGCACCCUAGCCCUUAUACUCACUUCACAUAGUAUUAUGCAUAGUCGGUAUCAUUUUAACUUAAAUUUACAUAGGGCAUGUACAUGUACUUGUCACAGUUUCUGUGGUUUUACAUUUAUUUAAGUGCUGUUUAAUGCAUGUCUGAUUUUUUGAAAGAUUUUCAUAAAUUUUUAGCUGAGCCACAUAAGUCCGUAAUGUACAUAUGUACAUGUAUCAGCUGUGUUUUAUUUUGUAUUUGACAGUUAGUCCUCUCUAUUACUGUCAACCGGUGGUCAGGUCAGGUAGUUAGGGUCAGUUAGGAUGUGGAGUGUUAUGCCAGUGCCUGCCUGAGAUACAUAUCAAGAUGUCAGGAGUUAGGUCAGAUGCAGAUUCAGCUGGUUUUGUGGUUAAAAUUACAAAGAUUUACCAUAAUCACAUACUUUGAAGUAGAAAAUGUUUGAUUAAACAUUAUUUCAAGUCUCUUCAAUUUCUUGUAAUUAAAUUGCCUAUUCAGUCUUAUAUUAGAAAUGUUCCAACGCAUCAUUGAUGUUUAGCGGAAAUUAAUCAAGACCCUAAAUUUGACCCCGUAAAUAACAGUCACCAAAGUACAUAAUUGCAUGCUGGACAGGUAGAUCUAUACGUACAUCAUUGCUGGACAGGUAGAUCUAUAUGUACAUCAUUGCUGGACAGGUAGAUCUAUAUGUACAUCAUUGCUGGACAGCUAGAUCUAUAUACACAUCAUUGCUGGACAGGUAGAUCUAUAUGUACAUCAUUGUUGGACAGGUAGAUCUAUUUUUACAUCAUUGCUGGACAGGUAGAUCUAUAUGUACAUCAUUGCUGAACAGGUAAAUCUAUAUGUACAUCAUUUUUGGACAGGUAGAUCUAUAUGUACAUGCUGGACAGCUAGAUCUAUACGUACAUCAUUGCUGAACAGGUAGAUCUAUAUGUACAUCAUUGCUGGACAGCUAGAUCUAUAUGUACAUCAUUGCUGAACAGGUAGAUCUAUAUGUACAUCAUUGCUGGACAGGUAGAUCUAUAUGUACAUCAUUGUUGGACAGGUAGAUCUAUUUUUACAUCAUUGCUGGACAGGUAGAUCUAUAUGUACAUCAUUGCUGAACAGGUAAAUCUGUGUGUACAUCAUUGCUGGGCAGGUAAAUCUGUGUGUACAUCAUUGCUGGACCGGUAGAUCUAUAUGUACAUCAUUGCUGGACAGGUAGAUCUACAUGUAUAUCAUUGCUGGACAGGUAAAUCUAUAUGUAUAUGUACAUCAUUGCUGGACAGCUAGAUCUAUUUGUACAUCAUUGCUGGACAGG
Liolophura sinensis is the source of this 3246-nucleotide messenger RNA. RefSeq names its product glycerol kinase 3-like. The coding region runs from base 283 to 1947 and encodes 554 amino acids. Gene Ontology annotation, biological process: glycerol metabolic process; glycerol-3-phosphate biosynthetic process; phosphorylation. Gene Ontology annotation, cellular component: mitochondrion. The record is from RefSeq and is a predicted model, not a curated record. Gene Ontology annotation, molecular function: glycerol kinase activity. The transcript has 18 exons. Lineage: Eukaryota; Metazoa; Mollusca; Polyplacophora; Chitonida; Chitonidae.